AUGUGUUGGCUUAUUUUCAAAAAGAAACUUUGGACUCAAGACCGGAUUAUAAGGUGGAAUCAUUCAGUUACGGGUUCUAUGAAUCUGAUGUGUUUCUUGUUAUGCCAAUCAGGUUUAGAGACACAUGAGCACUUGUUUUUCGAAUGUUCAUAUUCGAAAUCAGCUUGGCAUAAAGUGAGGCAUAAAGUAGAUAUGAAUUCGAUUCAAGAUUCAUGGGAGGAUAUUUCAGCUUGGUUGAUCGCUAGAGCCAACUCGAAGUCGGUUUUUUCUGUUGCGAGUAGAUUGGUGGUGGCAGCCGCAGCUUAUGUCAGUUGGAGUGAACGUAACGCUAGAUUUUUCAGUAAUCGUCUAAGACCUCCAGAACAGCUGGCCGAUAGAAUCAUUAGCACGGUUAGAACAAAGUUAAUCUCUUUCAGGUACAAGCAGACUUCAAAAGUCAAUCGUUUUAUGGAAGAGUGGAAGAUGGAUAAAGAAGACUUCUUGGAUGAAGACUGA
Messenger RNA from Helianthus annuus (common sunflower), 495 nucleotides. RefSeq lists its product as uncharacterized. The coding region runs from base 1 to 495 and encodes 164 amino acids. NCBI's taxonomy places the organism in Eukaryota, Viridiplantae, Streptophyta, Magnoliopsida, Asterales, Asteraceae. The record is from RefSeq and is a predicted model, not a curated record. The transcript has a single exon.